Molecule: messenger RNA, 503 nt
Organism: Lethenteron reissneri (Far Eastern brook lamprey)
Lineage: Eukaryota; Metazoa; Chordata; Hyperoartia; Petromyzontiformes; Petromyzontidae
Product: leptin receptor gene-related protein-like
Biological process (GO): negative regulation of growth hormone receptor signaling pathway; late endosome to vacuole transport via multivesicular body sorting pathway
Cellular component (GO): endosome
Source: RefSeq, a predicted model, not a curated record
AUGAACGGCGGUGACGGGGCGGGGACGAUGCGCAUCUGCACUGGGAAAUCUCGAGGGUGGCCCUGGACGGACAAUGGCGGGCAUCAGAGCGCUGGUGGGGUUGUCGUUUGGCGGAGCGGUGGGGCUCAUGUUCCUGAUGUUGGCCUGCGCUCUUCCGGAAUACCACGUCUACUGGCCGCUGUUCGUGCUCAUCUUCUACGCGCUCGUGCCGGUGCCGCAGUGCGUGGCGCGCCGCCUCGGCGACGAGGGCGGCGGCGACGCCACGAGCAGCGCGUGCCGCGAGCUGGCGCUGUUCUUCACCACGGGCAUCGUGGUGUCGGCCUACAGCCUGCCCGUCAUCCUGGCCCGCGUGGACACGAUCAAGUGGGGGGCGUGUGCCCUCGUGCUCACCGCCAACUCGGUCGUCUUCCUCACCAUCCUCGCCUUCUUCCUCGUCUUCGGACGCACAGACGACUUCGCCUUCCAGGCCUGGUGACGAUGGCGAUCGUCGGAGACGCUGCGAU